AUGCUCCGGGAGGGCGAUGCGGCUCCCCGCGUCCCGCUGAGCGAGGCCGCGCUGCUCCCCGCCGGGGCUGCCCUGCGCAGGGCAGGGGGGGCUGCCUGCGCCCCGCCGUUGGCCUUCCCCCCCCCCAACCCCCCCGCCUCUUCUGUGGGUUGGGUUUUUUUUCCCCCCCACCACUAUUUUAUUUUAUUUGUCUCUAUUUUUUUAUUAAAAAAAAAAAAAACCCGACAAAAAAACCAACCCACCAAACCAAAAGCCGCCGCUCCCCGCACCGACCCCCGCGGAGGGCUGGAGAGGCUGAUGCGGCCGCUAAGGGAGAGGAUAGUGGUUAAAGCUCGAGCUGGAUGGAUGGGUAUGGGGAGAGGGGCAGGAUCCACAGCCCUGGGACUUUUCCAAAUCCUCCCUGUCUUUCUCUGCAUCUUCCCUUCAGUGACAUCUCCAUGCAAGAUCCUCAAGUGCAACUCUGAGUUCUGGGCGGCCACGUCGGGCUCCCACCACCUGGGCACGGAGGAGGCGCCGGAAUUCUGCACGGCGCUGCGCGCCUACGCGCACUGCACCCGCCGCACCGCCCGCACCUGCAGGGGCGACCUGGCCUACCACUCCGCCGUGCAUGGCAUAGACGAUCUCAUGGAGCAACACAACUGCUCCAAAGAUGGCCCCACGUCCCAGCCCCGCCUCCGGACAUUGCCCCCCGGGGAUAGCCAGGAGCGCUCUGACAGCCCCGAAAUCUGCCACUACGAGAAGAGCUUUCACAAACAUUCGGCUGCCCCCAACUACACCCACUGCGGGCUCUUCGGGGACCCCCACCUCAGGACUUUCACAGACACUUUCCAAACCUGCAAGGUGCAAGGGGCUUGGCCGCUCAUAGACAAUAACUACCUGAAUGUCCAGGUCACCAACACGCCGGUGCUGCCUGGAUCCACGGCCACCGCCACCAGCAAGCUCACCAUCAUCUUCAAGAGCUUCCAGGAGUGUGUGGACCAGAAAGUGUACCAGGCAGAGAUGGACGAGCUCCCUGCUGCCUUUGCCGAUGGCUCCAAGAAUGGUGGGGACAAGCAUGGAGCCAACAGCCUGAAGAUCACCGAGAAGGUGUCGGGCCAACACAUCGAGAUCCAAGCAAAGUACAUUGGCACCACCAUUGUGGUGAGGCAGGUGGGCCGGUACCUCACCUUCGCUGUGCGGAUGCCGGAGGAGGUGGUCAACGCUGUGGAGGACCGGGACAGUCAGGGCCUCUACCUGUGCCUCCGUGGUUGUCCACUCAACCAACAGAUUGACUUCCAGACCAUCCGCUCAGCUCAGGCCACAGAGGGCCGUGCUCGUAGGAAGGGGCCCAGUCUGUCAGCCCCACCCCAGGCCUUCACAUACGAAACAGCCACGGCCAAGUGCAGGGAAAAGCUGCCUGUGGAGGACCUCUACUUCCAGUCCUGCGUCUUCGACCUCCUCACGACAGGGGAUGUCAACUUCAUGCUGGCUGCUUACUAUGCCUUUGAGGAUGUGAAGAUGCUUCACUCCAACAAAGACAAGCUGCACCUCUAUGAAAGGACACGGGACCUCGCCCCAGGCAACAUGGCUCCCUCGGGGACCUCCCCCACGCUCUGGGUAGCACUGCUGUGUUUGAGUCAGUGUUGGUUGGGCUUGUUAUAGAGGUUUGCUCCUUCCCACCGUGGAGAGCAGGGAAAUGGGAGCAGGAGGGGACCAGGGAUGAGAUGGCAGCGCUGGACAACGGGAGGUUGGAUAUCAGAGCCGCAUGGGUUGUCCUCAAAUCUCAACCCCUCUCUUCAGCAUCAGGUCCUCCACCUUCCCAGCUCUUGCCUGGGAAGAAUGUGCUGCCAAUGGGAUCGGUCAGGAGUUUUUGCUGGGCUGUACCUUGUCUGACCUUCCUCGCCUCCCCUUCUCGUCGUCCUCCUCCUCCCAGUAGCAUGGGUGCCAAGGAGCCCCCUCCUCCUCGUAGUGCUCCCUCAGGUCCCGAAAAUGCACGUAGUGACUGUGACAUUGGCGUGUGCAACCGUGGCUUUGUCUUUGGAGAGCAGAACCUGCGAGGAGGGCGCGGAGCAGCGAGACGGGGCCAAUCCUGGCCCCUGACAGGGCAUAUCCCGCUCUCCCUGCAGCCCCAUCGGUGCAAGGGGCCGAAAUGGUGGGGAAGGGUCCCACCAGUGCCAGGCAUCUUCUGGGUGUAAGGGGAAUGUGUUCCUCAAGCCUCAGCUUGUGUUUGUUACGGUUCAAAGGGCAUCUCCUGUUUUAGCCAGUUCAUUCGGCUGAUUCACUUGGUAGUUGUAUUCCUGGCUCCCCUGUCUCUGCCCGGACCCACCGAGGACUCUUGAUGGCAACGGGAGAAACCUGGCCAGUACUCAAGCGGUUUCUGUAACUUCUGCCCAGUGUUGGAUGAGUUCCUUGCGCCGUUUGCUGCCUGGUCCCCUAAAACUGGCAGCGGGGAGGCUGCUCAGUGGGAGACCCGACCCACACCUCCCUCCAGCCCCACACCCCCUCACCUGCCCAUGGCUCGGCCGGGCCCUGGGAUGGAGCAGGAGCAUCGUGCUCUGUUUGUUUGCUGCUAGGUCUCUGCUCUGCUCCUCGUCCUGGGGCCAUGACUUGCAACCCCAUUGCAGACCAGUUGCACCUUAAGCCCUUCUGGGCUUGUAUCAGAAAUGGGGAAAUGUCAGAAAUCCAGCCAGAAGACAGGAUGCAGCAGAGGACCCCCCCCCCCCCUCGACUGUCCCCAGAUGUCUGUUCCCUGCCUUGAAACCAUCAAUGAUCUCCUUCCCCCACCACGCAGUGCUGCCCAUCUCCUCCUCUUCAUGUUCCUCUGUGGUUCACCUCAUCGCCCGCUGAACAAACGGCAAGACCACCUUUGGUCUGCCUCUUGGAGAGACCUCUUGAUGGGUUUCCCCUCCUUUCCUCAGGGGGAAGUUCCCAGAAACCAGCCCCACACCACGUCUCACUCUUGGGGGCACCUCCUGCUCUCAGGGGAGGUCUCUGGGCACGAUGAGACAAGCUAGCACCAAAAGAGGUGGGAACAGGCUACGUUUGGCAGUCUGAACUGGUGCCAAGAGGCAGCCUGGUGUAAAUACUCUACGUGACUAUUCAUUGUGUCCUAACAGCUCUAGAGCUCCAUUUGUAAAGCAGCAGAGAAAUGCAAAAUUGUGUCAAUGGAUGUAAUUUAUAUUGUCUCUUUAAUAUAUAGAGCCCUGGCAUUGAUCUCGUGUGACUGUACAGAUGAAGAGAUGUACUUGGUUUUUAAAUGUUUAAGGAAAGAAACGAAACAAAAAGAUGUGUUUACUACUUUGCUCCUUGCUUUGUUUGCUGGUGCCCCAGGUGUUCUGUUGAGGGAGAUUUGGAAAUAAGGAUAUCACAGCUCGGAGGCGCUGCAGAGAGCAGCCACUGGACCACGGCACAGGACAGUUUUUGGCUUCCCAAUGCACUAACUGCUGAUUUGGACUUUUUGUUUCCUUUGUUAAAGAAAGAACCGAGUUCCUGUCUUCCCUAGAAAUUGAAAGCGCAAGUUUUGAACGUCAAAAUUUGUCACUGGGUGAGAGGAAGCUUUUUUCUUCCUUGCUGUGUUGCCCCAUAGAUUACCAGCGGCUGUGCAAAGCAUCCCUCUGAAGACGCGGAGCUUCUUGAAAGCAGUCUUAGCCGGCCAAGCCACAGCGUGCCAACAAGUCAAUACUUCCCUUAGCACCUCCCUUUCCCAUGUAGCGAUCACCCUACGGCACGAUGAGCUGUGGUUUAGGGGUGAUUUCCAGCCAAGGAAAGUCAAUUUGAUUAUGGCGUGGCUCAGUCCCACUGUCCGGGUGAGCACUCCAGUGGUGGCCGUCUGUCGCGUGGUGGUUGGGUUAUCCCUAUUUUAAAGGCAAACAGUGAAGCACUUUAUUUUGGUUGUGUUUGACCCAGUUCUGGUUAAAGGUGAAGUGUGGCCAAGAAAGACCCGAUACUUGGAAACAAAAGAAAUACAUAAGCAAAGGCGGGGGGGGGGGGGCAUUGCGAGAAGGCCCCUCUCCCCCACCUCCUCCCCGCGUUGAGACCCAGGGGAGUGUCACCGCGUGUAUAUACUGUAAAUUAUUUAUUGAGAGAAACGCAAGUAAAG
Messenger RNA from Chroicocephalus ridibundus (black-headed gull), 4078 nucleotides. It is a transcript of the gene RGMA, whose product is annotated as repulsive guidance molecule BMP co-receptor a. Gene Ontology annotation, cellular component: plasma membrane. Gene Ontology annotation, biological process: BMP signaling pathway. Gene Ontology annotation, molecular function: coreceptor activity. NCBI's taxonomy places the organism in Eukaryota, Metazoa, Chordata, Aves, Charadriiformes, Laridae. The transcript has 5 exons. The record is from RefSeq and is a predicted model, not a curated record. The coding region runs from base 1 to 1641 and encodes 546 amino acids.